This is a messenger RNA of Callorhinchus milii (elephant shark), 1176 nucleotides long. RefSeq lists its product as uncharacterized. The transcript is spliced from 11 exons. Bases 6 to 1088 code for a protein of 360 amino acids. The record is from RefSeq and is a predicted model, not a curated record. Lineage: Eukaryota; Metazoa; Chordata; Chondrichthyes; Chimaeriformes; Callorhinchidae.
GCAUAAUGGACUAUAUCAGCCUGGCUGAAAAUACUUUAAAGCUUAAUGAAGUAAUUCUGAACUUGACCUAUUCUAUAAAGCUGCAAGUAAAAAAACAAAGAGGUAAAAGUGCUCCUGCACUCUCUACAGAUGACUGGUCAUCCCCAAAGGAAGAUGAAAGACAGAAAGUUGAAGAAAUUGAUGGAGAAGACGAAAAUGGGGAGACAGAAUUUGCUGAAACAGAUUCAAGUUCCAGGCCAAUUCAGUUGGACAACGGGGAAGGAAGAUUCAAACUAAACAGCCUGCCUGUUGAGGACAACUUGGAAAAACAACCAAAACAUCAUCAAGUGAAGAACUUUCUUCAGCUGGAAGACAAGGUACUACAAGAGUCACUACAGAAAUGUUGCUCUCUUCUGAACCAGAUGAAUGUGUCCGAAGCUGUGCUGGAGUCAGAGACAAGUGAAGAUAGCAACAGUGAGGUUGAAUCCGAGGUAACAUUAUAUCCAAAAACGAUGCGGAAGAAAAAAAUGCAGAGAUGCUCUAAAAUUAAGUCUGCUCUCCCCGCCAUCUCCAUUCGUCAAAUUGGCAAAGAGAAAGCCAAGCAGAUGAAUCGAAUAGACCUGAAAACCUAUGCACCAUUUGUGAAUCGAUAUGCAAAUCGCAGUAAUGGAGGAAUCCCAAUAUUUGCUGAGGAAAGGUUGAUGGAAAGAGCUGCAAAUGCGAAGCAAACUGAAGAGAUGAAAAAUGCUGAAACAGUGAAGCAAUUAAAUUUUCCAUCAGUAAGAAAGAAUGAAGAUUCCAGUCAGAUUCCAGUUAUAAAUCAUGCCUUCUUCUUUCACACUGGUCGAAAAGCUCAUCGGGGAUUAAAGGAACGUUCCACAGAAAACAAGAGAGAAGCAGAAUCCUCACAACGUAGAAGCAAUUAUAAAAACACUGAUGCCGUGCUUGGAUUGGAGGAUGUCUUGCCUGGCGAUAGCUCAAAGUAUAACGGAAUAAUACCAAAUAAUGAGAGUAUUCAUAAAACAAGCCUACCAAAUCGGCCUUUGCCAUUUAUACGGAGACUAAAAAACAAGGUUUCAAGUAAUUCUGUCCACAAAGAACAUAUGUAAGAUUUCCAUACUUUCCACUAAGUUAGUCAAACAGCAUCCACCUGCUGUCAUCAACAAGCCUGGAACAGUCCAGACCAAUUUUCCUUAA